Trichosurus vulpecula (common brushtail) is the source of this 1842-nucleotide messenger RNA. RefSeq names its product leucine rich adaptor protein 1 (gene LURAP1). The record is from RefSeq and is a predicted model, not a curated record. Lineage: Eukaryota; Metazoa; Chordata; Mammalia; Diprotodontia; Phalangeridae. The transcript is spliced from 2 exons. The coding region runs from base 118 to 849 and encodes 243 amino acids. Gene Ontology annotation, biological process: positive regulation of cytokine production; positive regulation of canonical NF-kappaB signal transduction.
ACUCGGCUUCGGGGGAAGAGCCAGAAGGAGGGUGGGAACUAGGUGUCCGGGCGGCCCCGCCCCGUAGGGGCAGGGGGGCGGAGGAAGCGAAGGGUCCAGAGCCCCUCAUGCCCCCACAUGGAGGGGACCCCGGAGUGCUCCGCGCCCGAUCUGCGGGACGUGGAGGGCAAGGUGGGCCGAAAGACUCCCGAGGGGCUGCUCCGCAGCUUGCGGGGCGAGGGGGAACCAGUAUCUGCGCUGCUGCAGCCUCCCCGAGGGACGCCAGAAGCCGGCCACGGCCUGGGUCUGGGCGACAAGGUCACGGCGCUAAGGCUGGAGCUGGCUUACCUUCGAGCCAUCGACGUGAAGAUCUUGCAGCAGCUUGUCACAGUUAACGAGGGCAUUGAGGCAGUCCGCUGGCUGCUGGAAGAGCGAGGGGCCCUGGCUAGCCGCUGCAGCAGCCUCACCAGCAGCCAGUACAGCCUGACAGGGGGCAGCCCUGGAGCCUGCUCCCACAGGGGCAGCUGGGAGAGCCUGCCUGACCCCACCCCGACCACCACCACAGCUGCAGCUGUGGACAGGCUGGACAGCGUCUCUAUCGGCAGCUACCUGGACACGCUGGCCUCAGGGGCUGAGCCCGAUGACGAGGGGCUCUCUGAGGCUGGCACCCGAUAUCCUCCACCUGGCAUGACUUGGGCAAAGGCUCCUCCCUCAGAGGAGAGGUCCUGGACAGAGGCUGACACAGCAUUGGGGGCCAGAUCUGGGCGGAAGCCUCCUGGAGAGGAGGUCCCUGAGGAUGCCAGGUCUGGCCUCAGCUAUGGGGCCCACUGGUACUGGGGACAGUGUCAGGAUGAUGUGACAUUCUUGUAGCAGCCCCAGGCUUCUCAUCUCCCUCAAUCUGUCCCUUCCUUUCAUUCUCUGAAACAAGGAGACAGUAUGGUUUCAAAGGUUCCUUUUGGCUUUAAAUUUAAAUUUAAAAUCUGAAGGCCUGGAGGGAGAGAUUGGAAACUAGGCCCCAAGAUGUUCCUCAGGCCAGCUUCCCUCUCCCCCCAGGUCUUCCCUCAUUAGAGGUACUGUCUCCUGUGUCCUGUCUCUGUGCUUCAGGAAGUCAGCCAGAUGGCAACAUUGGCCUAGUGAGGGGAGGGCCCUGCCUGAUUCAGGGGAGGCUGGUGGGAUGGGCACCAGAAAUGAGUUAGUGUUGCCCCCUCUUCCAUGCUAGACUCCCUCAGCUGUUAGGUGGGGGGUGGGAAGAGCCAGUGUGGAAGCUUCUCCCCAUUCUCUACAAAGUCACCUAGAUUGCUGGGUGGUGAUUCACCCCUUCCCUGCAUCAGGGAUAGCAUCACUGUCUAUGGAGGAGGUGGGAAGCCACCUCCCAAACUCACCACCUUGGGGCUACAUCUUCCCAUUGACUGUAGGAUUGGGACGCCUGACUGGGCCGAUAUCACUUCCUGGUGGCCAAGCUUCUCCUUGUCCCUUCCUCGGAGUGACAAGCCCUUAUUUCCCAUGGGCUCCCUCUUCUUAGGAGUAAUGCCCCAAGACUUUCUGCCAGUGGGAGCCUCAUUUCCUCUUGGUCUCAACCUCACCAGCAGUUGGGAGGAACUUUGUGCUGGUAUUCUUCUCUUGCUGCCCAUGGCGUGGGGGAGGUGCAGGAUUCAGGCCUAACGACCCUCCUCUUCUCCUACUACCCCACCCACCCACCCACCAUUUGUAUGCCAGUUCAUGACCCUUGGUCUCUCUAUCCAGUCUCAGUGCCAUGGGGCUUGAGCCUCUGGGUGGGGGCAGGGAGGGUAAGGUUAUCUGAGGAGAGGGGGGAGGGAGAAAGGCUCACAAUACUCUGUUUCAAUAAAGUCCAUUGUUGCCUGA